AUGCUCGGACUCUUACCUUUUGGCCUUCUGGCCAUUGCCGGUUUCGCAACAGCCCGCGAUCCCACAGUUUAUUUUAUCCGACACGGCGAGAAACCUGAUGACGGAGGAAAUGGGUUGAACGCAAAUGGGCUCAAGCGUGCCGAAUGCCUUCGCAAUGUUUUCGGCAAGGACUCAGAAUACAAUAUCACUCACAUCAUGGCGCAAACCCCUAAGAGCAAUGGCAAACGAGCCCGUCCCCGCGACACCGUUAAGCCACUGGCGGAUGAUCUUGGCCUCGAGGUCGAUACCUCUUGCGAUCGGGAUGACCCUGACUGUGUUAAGCAGGUCAUUGAGUCAUUUGACUCAAAGGGCGAGGUCAAUAUCCUGAUUUGCUGGGAGCAUGAUACAAUCACCGAUAUUUUGGAGACACUGGGAGUCAAAGAUGCACCCCAUUAUCCAGAUGAUAGUUUCGAUCUCAUUUGGACCGUCCCAUCCCCUUACGAUGAGAUCACUGAUGAGACCAGCGAGCAAUGCCCCGGGCUGGAUACUGUGCGCACAUGCUGA
This is a messenger RNA of Penicillium coprophilum, 543 nucleotides long. RefSeq lists its product as uncharacterized. The transcript has 3 exons. The record is from RefSeq and is a predicted model, not a curated record. The coding region runs from base 1 to 543 and encodes 180 amino acids. NCBI's taxonomy places the organism in Eukaryota, Fungi, Ascomycota, Eurotiomycetes, Eurotiales, Aspergillaceae.